AUGAUAAUGGGCUUCACGUUUUGUGAGGGUCUUGCUCUACCAGCACUAGCGGCUGUGCAAGUCAAGGUCCGUACUCUGGUGCUAAACAAGAGUAUUACAGGAGACUUCGGAUUCUCUAUUCGUCGUGUACAGUUUCCUUCCAACAGACAUGGCGGAUUGAGAACAAUAGUGUUCGCUGAACCUUCGAAUGUACAAACAGGCCCGCCAAGGCCAGAUGACUUGAAGUUGGUUGAUUUCUUCUGUGCUUUCGCCUAG
Molecule: messenger RNA, 255 nt
Organism: Cooperia oncophora
Lineage: Eukaryota; Metazoa; Nematoda; Chromadorea; Rhabditida; Trichostrongylidae
Source: the annotation of a GenBank genome assembly